AAUACUUCAAUAUGCAUAUCCUGGUCACAAACGAUGACGGUCCACCAAGCGCGCAAGCCUCGCCAUACGUCUUGCCGUUUGUCAGGACUCUCGAAGCGGCUGGCCACACCGUCUCCGUGAUCUUACCCGACCAACAACGUUCGUGGAUCGGAAAGUCUCACAUCGUUGGCAAAGAUGUCAAGACAGUCUUCUACUGGCCACCAGAAGGAGAUGCGCCUGACGUCCAUUCGGAAUUGCCAUCCUACACCGACAAUGGAAAAUACCCUUGGGUACUGGUCAACUCGACACCGGCAGCUUGUAGCCAACUAGGCCUGGACUGUUUCUUCACAGAUCGUGGCCCAAUCGACCUAGUGAUUUCCGGACCAAACUAUGGCCGCAACACCACGGCCGUCUUCGCUCUCUCGUCAGGAACUCUUGGUGCAGCGCUCGAAGCUUCGGUAUGCGGGUACCGCGCCAUCGCAUUGUCAUUCGCAUUCUUCGACCGCAAGAACGACCCAGAAGUCGUCGCAGAGAGCUGUACGCAGGGUCUGCGGGUCUGCGAAUGGCUCGCGAAGAACGCAAGCUGGAACGCUGGACAGCUGUACAGCGUCAAUGUGCCUGUCAAGAAAGGCGUGACAAAGUCCAAGGUGACUUUCACAAAGAUGUUACAGAAUCAGUGGGAGAAGGGCGCUUGCUU
Molecule: messenger RNA, 676 nt
Organism: Zymoseptoria tritici IPO323
Lineage: Eukaryota; Fungi; Ascomycota; Dothideomycetes; Mycosphaerellales; Mycosphaerellaceae
Exons: 2
Cellular component (GO): P-body
Molecular function (GO): hydrolase activity
Source: RefSeq, a predicted model, not a curated record